GUAAAACACGAUUUGUUAUAAUUUUAUUAAAAAAAUUAGAAAUUAUUAAUAAAAGUUUAAAUAUAUUUUAAUAAACAGUAUGUCUAGUCGCUGGUAUCCAAUUUAUCAACGUGGUAAUCCACAAUUGCGUGUUUUUCUGCCAAACUUUUGGAUGAAAUUAAUACGGCCAAUUGAGGAACAGCCCAAAAAUGUAGCCACAUUUUCGGUGUCAAUGGAAAUGACAAAAUACGAUGUGAAAAAUUAUCUAGAGAAAAUUUACAAAAUUCCCGUAGUAGAUGUACGCACUCGUAUUGAAUUGGGUUCCACUAAGCGUGAUACUACCUAUGGUUAUGUGACCAAAAAUGAGGAUAUGAAAAUAGCUUAUGUAACUAUGCCUAAAACAACGGAAUUUACAUUCCCCGAUUUGUUUGCCAAAAAAGCGGAAACAAAGAAGAGCGAUGAGAAGGCAUUGGAUGAUUCGAAGAAGGGCUUCAGAGAUUUUCUGGAACGUAAUAAAAAGAGACCUGGUACACCAGGAUGGUAUUCUAUUUAGUUAGGUCAAUAUUUGUUAAUAAAAUUAAAAGAAAAAAUA
Molecule: messenger RNA, 571 nt
Organism: Calliphora vicina (urban bluebottle blowfly)
Lineage: Eukaryota; Metazoa; Arthropoda; Insecta; Diptera; Calliphoridae
Gene: mRpL23
Product: mitochondrial ribosomal protein L23
Exons: 2
Coding region: 80-532 (150 amino acids)
Biological process (GO): mitochondrial translation
Cellular component (GO): mitochondrial large ribosomal subunit; ribosome
Molecular function (GO): structural constituent of ribosome
Source: RefSeq, a predicted model, not a curated record